UAAUUUAAAGCAUUACUAAACCUUCUGGCAAUGACAGUGGAUAUCGUGAUUAAUUAAUUCUUUCCAACUAACUUUUCUCGAAGUUUGGAUGAUUUAAUAUUUUUGUUAUAAUAUUUGUAGUGUUAUAAAGUUAUCAAAAUGGAUGUUGUACCGGUCCAGACUAGUUCAUCUUAUUUUUCUACAGGGAUGUUUUAUCCUUUAUUUCUAAUUAUUGGUAGCCUUUGGGCUAUUCAUUGGUACUUGGAAAAUUUACGAAUGGUGAAGAUGGGGAAAAAAUUACCAGGUCCCAAGACCGUUCCAUUCUUUGGAAAUGCAUUAAUAGCUCUUAACGUACAUCCCAAAGAUAUCUUAAAUACGCUUUAUAAAUAUAUACAUCAUGGUAGAGUAAUAAGAGCUUUUCUCGGUCCAAAACUUGUCGUUUUUCUCAUGGACCCAAAUGAUGUUGAAGUGAUUCUGAGUAGUUCUGUUCAUAUUGAUAAAUCACCAGAGUACAGGUUUUUCAAACCUUGGCUUGGCGAAGGUCUAUUAAUUAGCACUGGAGAAAAAUGGAGGACUCACCGAAAAAUAAUUGCUCCAACAUUCCACUUAAAUGUUCUCAAGACUUUUGUGCCAUUAUUUUAUGAAAAUAGUAUUGAUUUAGUAAAACGACUUAAAUCAGAAGUUGGAAAAAAUUUUGAUUGUCACGAUUAUUUAUCAGCAGUGACCGUUGAUAUUUUAAUAAAUACAGCAAUGGGAGUUCGUGGAGAACGUAAAGAAAAGACUGGAUUUGAUUAUGCUAUGGCUGUUAUGAAGUUGUGUAACAUUGUUCAUCAAAGGACAUACAAUAUUUUGUUGCGACCAGAUCAAUUAUUCAAAUUUUCAAAGUAUGCAACCAAGCAGGAAAAACUUUUAGAUACUAUUCAUGGACUCACUGGUGGUGUAAUUAAAAGAAAGCAGAAAGAGUAUGAAGAGAAAGGUGAACUUGCAUAUCCUGAAGAAUUCCGUAAGGGUACGACUUACACUAAAGGAGAAAUGGAAAAAAUAAAUGAAAGUAAAAUGAGGUACGCCAGAGAUGAUCUUGAUGAGAUUGACGAGAAUGAUGUUGGUGAAAAGAGACGUCUCGCUUUCCUUGACCUUCUACUCGAACUCAACCGCAAUGGAUCUACUUUAACAGAAGAAGAAGUCAGGGAAGAAGUAGAUACAAUUAUGUUUGAAGGACAUGAUACCACAGCUGCUGGAUCCAGCUUUGCUUUAUGUGUCUUAGGAAUCCAUCAAGACAUUCAGGAUCGUGUAUAUGAAGAAAUAAAUAGUAUUUUCAAAGGAUCAAAUCGGCCAUGUACGUUCCAAGAUACACUAGAGAUGAAAUAUCUAGAGCGUGUAAUCAUGGAGACUUUGAGGAUGUUCCCACCAGUACCAGCGAUCGCUCGACAAUUGAAUGAAGACGUUCAAAUUGUGACUGGCAAUUAUGUAUUACCUCGUGGAACCACGGUUCUUAUCCCUCCUUUCCAGAUUCAUCGACUCGAAGAGUACUACCCAAAUCCCGAAGUAUUUGACCCAGACAGAUUUUUACCCGAUGUUACUCAAAAUCGUCACUAUUACGCUUAUAUUCCGUUUAGUGCUGGACCAAGGUCAUGCGUUGGAAGGAAAUAUGCAAUGCUUAAGUUGAAAGUUUUAAUUUCUACAAUACUUCGAAAUUACAAAAUUCUUUCUGAUUUAACAGAGAAAGACUUCCAGCUUCAGCUGGACAUUAUUUUAAAAAGAACAGAUGGUUUUAAAAUUAAGAUUGAACCUCGUGAAAAAACUACUGUUAGUGCAUAAACUCAGAGAAUUCAAAUAAAUCAAUCAUAUCAUUCA
This is a messenger RNA of Chelonus insularis, 1833 nucleotides long. Its product is annotated as cytochrome P450 4g15-like. Lineage: Eukaryota; Metazoa; Arthropoda; Insecta; Hymenoptera; Braconidae. Gene Ontology annotation, molecular function: heme binding; iron ion binding; oxidoreductase activity, acting on paired donors, with incorporation or reduction of molecular oxygen. The record is from RefSeq and is a predicted model, not a curated record. The coding region runs from base 139 to 1797 and encodes 552 amino acids. The transcript has 9 exons.